Daldinia caldariorum is the source of this 2274-nucleotide messenger RNA. Its product is annotated as acyl-CoA dehydrogenase NM domain-like protein. The record is from RefSeq and is a predicted model, not a curated record. Gene Ontology annotation, molecular function: flavin adenine dinucleotide binding; heme binding; acyl-CoA dehydrogenase activity. Bases 516 to 2051 code for a protein of 511 amino acids. The transcript has 3 exons. NCBI's taxonomy places the organism in Eukaryota, Fungi, Ascomycota, Sordariomycetes, Xylariales, Hypoxylaceae.
ACGAAGCUCAAUCCACCUGAGCUUAUCGGAGAGGGCUACCCGCGGUCCAGCUGGCCGCAAAACGGUAACGGUGCGGCCGAAACACACGAUGUAGCCAAUCAGAUACGAUGAAAUCUGUAUUACGCCGGUCGCACUUAUGCACCCCAUGUUCUUCAGCUUAGUCCGAGCCGAGGCAUCCUUUUUCCCCAGAUCCACUGCACGGUUUGGUUUCCCAACCUGACGUCAAAACAAGGGACAAAGAGUCUCUUUUUUUUUUCUCCCUUCGAUAUGCUCAAUUCGUUCUUGUGGCCGUUAAAUCCUUUCGCUUGCUGUCAUUUGCGCUUUCGUGCGUUGUUGUAAAAGUCUACCGUGUCUUGUAGGAAUAGCAUCGUUAGUUGAGCUAUACUUCCUUUAAGUAGGCCUCUACUCUCUUUUUUUCUUGAGACCUUCUUUUUAUUUUCUCUCUUUCCUUCCUUUUUUUUAGUGGCUUGCCUAUAUACCCUGCUCUAUCUCUAUAUACCUUCUCUCUCGCUACGAUGUCUAAAACAUUCACCCGUGAUGAGGUGGCUAAACACAACACCGAAGAUUCGGUGUGGUUCAUAGUCGACAGCAAAGUUUACGAUGUAACCGACUUCGUCGAUGCCCACCCUGGCGGCGAGUCUGUCCUCCGCCAGGUGGCCGGCCAAGAUGCCACGGUAGCCUUUUACAACCUACAUCGACACGAGGUUCUCACCAAGUACGAGGACUUAUGUAUCGGCACCCUCGAGGGCGAGAAGCCCCAGGUUGUCACACCAAAGCCCGGUGACCUCAGUACUGUCCCAUACGCCGAGCCCUUAUGGCUUACGCCGCAGUUCAAGAGCCCUUACUACAACGAGAGCCACCACCGCUUACGCAAGGCCAUGCGCAUCUUCACCGACACUUAUAUCACUCCCGAGGCCCAGGCCCGAGAGGCCGACGGCAAGUACAUUAGUCAAGAUCUGGUCGACCGCAUGGCCGAGAAGGGCAUCCUGCAUAUGCGGAUGGGACCCGGGAAACACUUGCAUGGAGUGAACCUAUUAGACGGUGCGGUCAAGGGUGAGGAGUUCGACUACUUCCACGAUCUAAUCGUGUCGCAAGAGGGUGUGCGGUCCAACGCGCGCGGCUUCCAAGAUGGCCAGCUAGCAGGUAUGAUUAUCGGACUGCCCUGUGUCAUGAACUACAUGCGUGAUGCGCGCCGGCGCAAGGCCAUCAUGGACGAGGUUCUCGGCGGCAAGAAGUACAUGUGUCUAGCCAUCACCGAAGCUUUCGCAGGAUCCGACGUCGCCGGCCUGCGCACCACCGCCACCAAGACCCCUGACGGCAAACACUACAUCGUCAACGGCACUAAGAAGUGGAUUACCAACGGUGUCUUCUGCGACUACUUUGUCACUGGCGUCAAGACCGAUAAGGGCCUGAGCGUCCUGCUGAUCGAGCGUGGCGAGGGUGUCGAGACCAAGCCCAUCAAGACUUCGUACUCGCCUUCUGCCGGUACUGCAUAUAUUACCUUCGACAAUGUCAAGGUGCCGGUCGAGAACCUUCUCGGCGAGGAGAACAAGGGUAUCUACGUUAUCCUGAGCAACUUCAACCAUGAGCGAUGGACCAUGGCCUGUGCCGGAAUCCGGACGUGCAGGACCAUCGUCGAGGAAUGUCUCAAGUGGUCACAUCAGCGCAUCGUCUUCGGCAAACGAUUAAUCGAGCAACCCGUAAUUCGACAAAAGCUCGCCAAGAUGAUUGCGCUCGUCGAGUCGAACCAAGCCUGGCUCGAAACCAUAACCUACCAGAUGUGUCAGAUGCCCUACAAGCAGCAGUCGCAGCACCUCGGCGGGCCCAUCGGCCUGCUGAAGAUGAGCAUCACCCGCGCCGCCCACGAGAUCGCCGACGAGUCCGUCCAGAUCUUCGGCGGCCGCGGCCUCACCCAGUCCGGCAUGGGCCGCGUCAUCGAGAUGUUCAACCGCACCUACAAGUUCGACGCCAUCCUUGGCGGCGCCGAAGAGGUCCUCGCCGACCUCGGCGUUCGCCAGGCUAUGCGCCAGAUGCCCAACGCCAAAUUAUAGGUUGAUGAGUGUGUGCGGACAUAUUCAGGAGAUCUAAGUUCAACUCCCCACAUCAUUUCAUAGUGGCGUUUUAAAAUUGUAUAUAUACCUAAAGCAGCUCGGCACGCAUGUGGUAUUACGAUGGGAAAGGAUUAUGGGUUCAGUGCUAUCUAUAGUAUAAGCUGCGGCGUCAGGGUAAAUUUGAAUGAAGAAAUUUAUGAAAUUACCAAAACUCUUAUAAUAG